Molecule: messenger RNA, 1575 nt
Organism: Cucurbitaria berberidis CBS 394.84
Lineage: Eukaryota; Fungi; Ascomycota; Dothideomycetes; Pleosporales; Cucurbitariaceae
Exons: 2
Coding region: 1-1575 (524 amino acids)
Source: RefSeq, a predicted model, not a curated record
AUGUCAAUGCGUAUUUUGGCUCCUCGGCCUAACCCUCUAGCCGCGUCCGUCGUGUCAAAGUCACAACCAGCGUUGACGCACACCGACUCGGAGUGGGCGGCUUCAUACCAUAUUAUCGAGCGGCUCUAUGUCAACGAACGUCGGAAGUUGCGAUAUGUUAUGCAGUAUAUGGAAAAUGAGCAUGGAUUUAAGGCAACGGAGCAGAUGUACAAAAAACGAUUCGCCAAGUGGGGCUUCCAGAAGAACGCUAAACGAUCCGCUACAGCUAAGCGCCUUCUGAUAACAGCGGGAGAAGGCAAGAGCAUGACAAGCAGCAAGGCCAGCACGUCCGGAGAACUAGGCUCCCUGAAAGCUUUUCCUAGAAUCAGCUCCCGCGAUAGUCAGGUGCUCUUGUUUUUCACCAGUGCGCAGACGUGGAGCAUAGCAUUUUAUGAAUCGUUGCACUGCCAGAACGGGGGGCUGGUGUCGCAACAGCAGCAGCUUUCGGCAAGUCAGCGGCAACCUUCGGAUACCAAAGAGGUGGGCUUCGCAUUUAGGCUGGUCGUUGAGCUACUAGGCCGAGGCCGCGGGAAAUUGGCGGGAAAGAUGGCCCGGAAAGCAUUCCUGCUGCUUGAGGAUAUGCUGACCCUUGAGGGGCCCGCGCUAGUAUGGAACCUGCUUGAGAUCAUGCACCACAUGGUUAUGCUGCGGCAUGCGCAGCUUUUCCAUAUAUUACUCGCCCAUCUCAUUGCACUGGCUGACAACCGGGUUGCUGAGACCCACCCGCUCCCUUCUAUGCUACGCAGUUUGCGGGGACUUGUUGCAACGGGUUCUCUCUUCGACCCUUCGCUUCACGAUAGCGACCUUACAUCCCUUUUACAACGGGCGUGGAUCCUUAAUGCCGAGAUUCUCUUCGACCAUUUUGACACUCGUCUAUUCCACCUCUACGACCACGUGCUCUGGGAUUCGUGCUCGAUCAACAUUCCUGCACAUAUCGUCCUACGUCAAAUUGAAGCACAGCAUGUAUCCAGCUCCAAAAUUGUGGCACAACAAUCCGAGCGGCUUGCUGCGAGUACCUCGGUUCGGGAUGGCAAAAGAUUUCAGCGCUUCUCUCCACCGCGAAUUGAUGUCUCGCUACCACUAGACUUCGAGAUUCUCCGCGAGAACAGUCUUGCUGCGCUCCGAAAGCGUGGAAAUUCCAUUAUUACAAAGCUUCCUAGCUUCACCGGCGAUACCACCAUCUUGAUUAACAUGUUGGCGGGACUGGCAAAAGCCAAAGUUCUUGAAGAAUCGCCUAUCGCUGCUGAAUCACGCCUUCAUGCGGGGAACGUCGCUUGUGUGAUCAGGGCCUUGGUCGACUUCAAUACCGAGCGCGGGGAUAACGAAUCGGGAGAACCCCUGGAAGCUAUCGAGCAGCUUCGUACUAUCGGGGUACUCCGUGAACAUGCCCAGGGCGAAACACAUCCGCAAGUUGUGCAGGACAUGUGGUUCCUGCGGGACACCCUCUUGGCAGCUGGGAAGGAUGGAGAGGCACAAGAAGUGGAACAAGACGUAUAUCGUCGAGUGGAGAAAUACACUCGUGAUAUUUCCCAUUGA